This is a messenger RNA of Xenopus tropicalis (tropical clawed frog), 3759 nucleotides long. It is a transcript of the gene chst8, whose product is annotated as carbohydrate (N-acetylgalactosamine 4-0) sulfotransferase 8. Gene Ontology annotation, biological process: carbohydrate biosynthetic process. Lineage: Eukaryota; Metazoa; Chordata; Amphibia; Anura; Pipidae. Gene Ontology annotation, cellular component: Golgi membrane; membrane. The record is from RefSeq and is marked provisional. Gene Ontology annotation, molecular function: sulfotransferase activity.
GCAGCCGGCCCGGACCUGGCUAUUGUGCUCCACGUCAUUUGCCCUUAGUUAUACCCACAGCGCUGCAUGCCAACACGCCCCUUUCAGAGCAGCCCGUUAUGCCCUAACCCAUUCGGCUUUCACUCUCCCAACUGCAGCAAUUCCAACUUUCCUUACAACAAGGCGCUUGCCCAGCGAGCGGACACACACCUGCCCCAGCCGCAUGGGCAUAGGGGCAUUCCGAUGGCUCCAUACUGGGCAGCAACUUGUGCCAGCUAAAGACAGCCCGCUGCUUGAUCAGAUAUCCCUGUUCCCACAAUACACUCACUAUCCGAACUGCCGUCAGCACUUUGCCUGCAGGAUUCAGGCAGAGCCAGAGGGUUUCUCCCAUCACACACACAGGUGCAAGCGGAUCCCAUAGGCUGCCGCCUCUGAUACAGGAGACAGAGGGAGAGAGUGGGGGCGCAGAAGGGCACCUGUGGGAGCUGCUACCAGUCAUCCAGGUGCAGUCAUAUGGAGGCAAGCAUUGAGAAGAUGAGAAAAUGAAUGAAGAGAAAGUGUUGGAGAUUGACGGUGCUGUCGAUUUUUCUGGUCUCAAUACUGGAAUAAUUUGAUAAUAAUUAUGAGGCUAACCUGCAUGUUUUCCUUCAUCUUGCUGUUUGGAGCAGCUGGCCUCAUUGUUUUCAUUCACUUACAGGAUCCAGCAGAAAUGGUUCGCCAACAAAGACUGGCACCAGAACACUGGCUGAAUGGACACCUGAAAGGAAUGAAAUUUGAAUUUUCAUUGCAUCAACCCAAAAAGGACUGUACAUCGAAUAAUCAAUAUGGGGACACAAUGGAAAAUGCUGCAAAACAACUGAUGAAGAUAAACCAAGUUGUCCCUUCAUAUCCCCCUUAUCAGUACCCAGCACUGCUGCAGAAUACUAACAGGAGGCAGAAAAAGAUGAUGUUUCUGAAGAGAGAAAAUAAAAAAUCCACAGAGAGGAAACUGCUAAAGAAAAAAACCCGGUUCCUCCUCAAAGAGACACCCAUUCUCAUUGCCAUGAACAGCUCGGCUGUCGAUCUCACGCGGCUGGAAAUCAAUGACAAAAAUGGCAAAUGGAAGAAGCUUUAUGAGAUGCAAAUAGAACGGAAAAAGCUAAUGCGGGACAUAUGUUCAAAGUAUAAAAGCAGCAGCCGGAGGAUUAUUACGCCGUAUCACGUCUCACGGAUUUUUGUAGAAGAUAAACAUAAACUUUUAUACUGCGAGGUUCCAAAAGCGGGCUGCUCUAACUGGAAACGCGUCUUGAUGGUGCUAAAUGGGUUAGCCUCUUCCACCAAGGAUAUUCAUCACAAUACAGUGCAUUAUGGGAAUUAUCUGAAAAGGCUUGAUAGCUUUGACCGAAAUGGAAUCUUUUAUCGCCUUAACACCUACACCAAAAUGAUUUUUAUCCGGGAGCCUUUUGAGAGGCUUGUAUCUGCAUUCCGGGACAAAUUUGAGCAUGCAAAUAAUUAUUAUCAUCCAGUAUUUGGCAAAGCAAUUAUUUCAAAGUAUCGGAGGAACGCCACAAAGGAGGCCCUGUGGACGGGUUCUGGGGUGCAAUUUACAGAAUUUAUCCAAUACUUGCUUGAUGUUCAUAGGCCAGUGGGUAUGGACAUUCACUGGGACCAUGUAAGCAGACUCUGCAGCCCCUGUUUAAUAGACUACGACUUUAUUGGGAAAUUUGAAAGCAUGGAAGAAGAUGCAGAUUUUCUCUUGCAUCUAAUUGGUGCCCCCAAAAACUUAACAUUUCCCAGAUUUAAGGACAGACAUUCCAAUGAAGAAAGAACAACAAAUAAAAUUACCCAGCAAUAUUUUGCACAGCUGUCUCCUACAGAGAGGCAGCGCACAUAUGACUUUUACUACAUGGACUACCAAAUGUUUAAUUACUCAAAGCCCUUUGAGGACUUGUACUAAACACUUGAAACAGACCAUGUUUUGUAUAAAAUGUUCAUUUCAGGUUUUCAAUUGCUGUAGGAGGCUGACUUUGGUAACUAACCAUAUUGGCCAAGAGCAGAAGAAACACAAUAAAAUGUCUCAGUAGCUAAUCAGAAUUUUUAUAUAUCUGAGAUAAUUUGAUCAUGGGCAAGGCCAUCUGAGACCUUUCUCUAGCACUUACAAAGGGGAUUGCAGGUAUUCCUUCUGAUUCUAAAACUGCUGAUGCCAGAAAACAGCAGCGUUCGGCAAAGCUUAUUAUGUUUAAUUAAAGUUGACAUCUGGGAGUUUAUAUAUAAAUUAUGAUAUACAGUAAUUAUAUAUAAAAAUCAUCCGUUUCCCAGUUCAUUUACAUAACUCUAUUGGAGACCCUUCUUUGAAAAAUGUCUCCAUUUCCAUUUCUAGUGGCGGUGUCCUAAUUCAGUAUAUGAAAGACCACCGUUGAAAACAGGAGUAUUUAAUAUAAUAAUUCAGCUAUAAUAAUUAUAAAGGAAGUCUUAGAGGUGUCAGAACUUUCAUGCAAUCAGCUCAGAAAAAUGCACACAGAGGGUACAUGAGGCUGAUAGUAGGAGGCAUUGCUCACUUAAAUAUUGGCCAAGCCUCACAGUCACACAGGGGACCAAACCACCCAGUGCAGAAAUCAGGUUACUGCAAUGGUAGAAGAGCACAUGACACAAGGGAGGGAGGCAGGAAAUAAACAAAGGCCAUCAAUGUCUUGCAAUACCUGUAAGACAUUCUCUAUGACUUAACUUGGCUGCGUUCACUCAGGAGGGAAAGCAUUAACACAAUAGCUCUUGUAAACUACAGUUAAGAACCAAAAUGUUUAAAAAAACUAUCCAAAUAAGAAAACAUUGUCAGCCUUAUGCUUGGUACUGGCCCAAGGAGGGAAUCGGAAAGGUUUAAAAGAAACAUGUUGCAUACAUAUUUUAGAAUUUAUUGUGUGAUUAAUACAUUUUGCUAAAAAGGCUUCAUGCAAAGUGUUCAAGUGUUUCAGCCUGUUUGGGUAUUUUUAACAUCCCAUCACUAUUAAUAUACAGCUAUCAGGGGGCGCUGGGAAUUUGUUUGUUUUUGUUUAAGCAUUAGAAAAACCCAGUACAUGUCAUGAGCCUAUGUUCCACUGGUUUAGAAGUGUACAUUUUAUACUACAAAUUAUUUGUAUAUUUUUUUUUUAAUUGAAAUUAAAAUUUAUCCCCAAAAAAUGUAUCAGAGAUUUUGCACCCUAUCAAUAAUGCAAAUGAAUUAAUUUGUACAGGUGUGUGAUCUAUUAUACAGAAACCCAAUAUUUAGAAAGCCCUGACAUACAACAAUGCCAUGUUAUAUAUGUUCCUAUUUAAACAAACAAGUCUCCAUUUAUGAACUGAUUUGCCUUUUCUCUGUAACAAAAUAACAGUACCUAGUACUCGAUGGCAACAGAACUGCAUAAACCAAUGUUGAUGGCAAAACAAUUCUGUUGGGUUUCGCAGACACUUAAAUGUCUUUUACAGCCUUAAUACAUGGUGCUCCACAUUACAGAAAUACCUCUUAUGCAGAAAGCCCCAGGUCCCAAGCCUUCUGAAUAACAGAUCCCAUACCUGUACUGUUCUCUUUCAUCCCAUUAUAUAAUAUGCUACACUUUCCUUUUUGUAUCACUGAAAUAUAUCAUGUGUAAUUUUAUGUAGAUGUGGAUAUUUUUUGAGAGUAUAACUCACUUUGAUGCAGUUUCUACUUCUGAUAAAAGGAGUCUUGUGGGGGCAAAUUGUUUCUGAAUUUUCCUUUUCUGUUUAAUGAUUGUGGGAUGAGGCUAUCAGAUGUGCAGUGCAAAUAAAUACAGUUUAGGUUUGACUUGC